Neolamprologus brichardi is the source of this 2583-nucleotide messenger RNA. The record is from RefSeq and is a predicted model, not a curated record. Lineage: Eukaryota; Metazoa; Chordata; Actinopteri; Cichliformes; Cichlidae.
UCUCUCUCCCUCUUUCUCCCUCCAGUGGCGAAACCUUUCACUAAACCUGUGUUGUGUGUGUUUAUUUAGUUGCCGUGUUAUUCAGGAAUGGGUGACAUGAGAAGAGCCACCGCUUUGGGGUCGCUUUGUGCACUUUUUCUGUUGACUUUGUGUUUUGCACAAGACACUCUUUGGCACUAAACGGACUUUCUGUCGACUUCAGCUUCAGCAGGAAGUUUUCAAUUGUGAGAUAUGACUUCAGAAAAUAAAGAUUCAGACACCAUGCCGGACUCCCUGCUCAUCCAGGAGAGUGGGGAAGUGUACAGAAACCCCACUGAAGUGCAGAUGAGUCAGAUCGUGCUGCCCUGUCAUGCCAAUCACUGUGGGGAGCUGAGUGUUGGACAGCUGCUCAAGUGGAUGGACUCCACAGCCUGUUUAUCUGCUGAGAGACAUGCAGGUUGUUCCUGUAUCACUGCAUCGGUGGAUGACAUUCAUUUUGAACACACCAUAGGGGUAGGAAAGGUUGUUAAUAUCAUCGCAAAGGUCAACAGAGCCUUUACGUCCAGUAUGGAGGUGGGCAUUUUAGUGACUUGCGAGGACCUUUACACUGACAGGCAGUGGAAGGUUUGCCACGCCUUUGCCACCUUUGUUGCCAGAAGGACAGAAGCUGGGAAGGUACAGCUGAAGCAGGUGAUUCCUCACACACAAAUGGAGCAGAUGGAGUACAGCCUGGCAGCAGAGCGGAGGAGGAUGAGGCUCAUCCACGCUGAGAUUAUCACAGACCUACUGAGCAGCAGCACAGCUCAGCUGGGAGAAUGCCAGGAGUAUCAGGACGCUGUGCCAGCUGAGCGGACACGUGUUGAGAGUGUAGAGCUGGUGCUUCCGCCCCAUGCCAACCACCAAGUCAGCACUUUUGGGGGCCAGAUUAUGGCCUGGAUGGAAAAUGUGGCUACAAUUGCAGCAAGUCGCCUGUGUAACGCUCAUCCAACCCUGAGGUCCAUAGACAUGUUCCAUUUUCGUGGCCCGUCUCACAUCGGCGACCGACUGGUACUGAAAGCUAUUGUUAACAAUGCUUUCAAGCACAGCAUGGAGGUGGGAGUUUGUGCUGAGGCCUACCAGGGUGGAGAACCUCUGCGCCACAUAAAUAGUGCCUUUAUGACCUUUGAGGUGCUGGACAGUGACAGGAAACCAUGCACGCUGCCACGGAUACGACCUGAGCCUGUGUGCCCUGAGCUACAGUACAUCAUUGCUGUACUUCAUGUUUACAGGAAAUAUAUCAUCUCCUGCAAGCAAACUGAAGUGCCCUUGUCUGUUCCCUGGGAUCCAAGUAACCAGAUGUACCUGAGCUACAACAAUGUCUCAGCGCUGAAAUUAAUGGACAACAGGAACAACUGGGUGUUGGCUUCGGAGAAAAAUAAGGUCAGAUUGUACACACUGGAGGAAAACCAAAUGCUGUGUUUCAAGGUGGAGAUGAACGUCAGAGUCUCGGCAGAGCAGACGUUCCAUCUGCUGUCAGACCUGAGGAGGAGAAAGGAGUGGGACCAGCAUUAUGAGGAGUGUGAGGUGAUCAACCAGGCAGAUGAGGAGGACACCAUCUAUCGCGUAGCUACACCCUCUGUCACUAAAGGGGGAAAGGGGAAGGACUUCAUCUUGCUGGCAUCUAGACGGAAGCCCUGUGAUUCCAGAGAUCCGUAUCUGAUCGCUCUACGUUCAGUCACUUUGCCCACUCACCCGCCCACGGAAGAGUACACGAGGGGAGAGGUGCUCUGUGCUGGCUUCACAAUCUGGGAAGAGUCCAGUUCUGUUACCAAGAUCACCUACUACAACCAGGCCACACCAGGUGUCCUCCCCUACAUUUCCACAGACAUUGCGGGCCUCUCCUCGAGCUUUUACAGCGCCUUUUCGGCCUGCAGCCAAUUCCUGCUGGCCAACAAGGAUAGCUUGGCUGCUCUGCCGCCCUCUGUGCUGUGACACCAGUAUUACCACAGUCUACUGAGACAACAAGAAGCAUCAGGAGGAAAGAACAGGAUCAGCCCUCUUUGUUCGUCCCAUUUCUUGUAAAGGUGCCAGUAAAGUCCAACGCUAACUUUGAAAUGCUGAGAUUAUAAAAGGCAUUGGGUUUGUAGAAGCUUCUACUUGUUUGCAGCAGUAAUAAUGGUGCAGUAACGGUACACUAUAUUUUGAAUGUUGGAUUUGAAUCCUCUUAGAGCCUAAACCUUCUGUGCAAUAUUAAUUUAUAGAUGAAUGGAUCAGUUUUUGGUACGUAGUUUAAAAUAUUUAACAGAAUCUCAUUGUUUAUCUCUAGACAGCCAUGUUUUUAUUGGCACGGCCAGUUGUUACGAAAAAAAGAAAAAUUGAAAUGUUCAGUUUUCUUUGUGUAUUUUGUAUCACCUCGAAUAAAGUCUGAACUGUUGAUUAAACCUUCGAAUGAUGGAGCUAAUAUGUACAUUUCAUGUGUAAUGCUGUAUAUUUUUUCUAGUCCACAAUGUAUAGUUUUGCACAAAUGUAAUUGAACUGAUUGUGUCGUAUGUGGACGUUUGAUGGUCAAGAAUCUUAAAUCAUGAUUGAACUGAAACAAUAAACUUAAAAUGUGAUUGUGCUUAU